Suillus plorans is the source of this 492-nucleotide messenger RNA. RefSeq lists its product as uncharacterized. Bases 1 to 492 code for a protein of 163 amino acids. The transcript has 3 exons. NCBI's taxonomy places the organism in Eukaryota, Fungi, Basidiomycota, Agaricomycetes, Boletales, Suillaceae. The record is from RefSeq and is a predicted model, not a curated record.
AUGGAACAUUCUUAUGUUGUGCACUGCUUGCAGGAUAAAAAUGUUGCCAUUCCACAGGCAAACAAGCCUUACUCUGCUGACAUUUUGCCAUAUCUAAUGAAAGGACACUACUCCAAUGGGCCAAAGUCGGUUGGCAUAAAGUUUUUGGAUCGCUUCAAGGAGAUUGCAAGCAACAAAGCCCAGCGGCCCGAGGUAACAAUUCCGAUGGUUGCAUUGACUACUACUUCGGUGUAUGCUGCGCUAGUCUGGAAGUCCAGUGGAUCUCCAUCCAAGUUCAAUUUCACUGUUAACUUGUUCAGCAAGGUCUACUUGUUCCAUGUGAAAUUUCUCGAGAAGUUGAGGUGGGAUGUGUCAGGCAAGUUUCACAGGCUGAUGGCCAAUAUUUUCGAGGCUAUCCGCAACCUCCUCACAAAUGGCAACAGUGAUAUAGGAUCACACAACAAUGCGAUGGCUAUUCUUGGUCUUGCCGGCAUGGACGACGACUCUGAGUAG